AUGAAUCAGCUUCGGCAGCACAUCAACGUACUGGGGCUGCAGAUAAAGCAGAUGCAAGCUCAAACGGAUCGGGUGAAGGUGUCGCUUGCCCGGAAGUGGAAACAGGCUGGACCUCUUUCCAGCCGCACAAGGCGUCAGCGAUAG
Messenger RNA from Trypanosoma brucei brucei TREU927, 144 nucleotides. RefSeq lists its product as hypothetical. Bases 1 to 144 code for a protein of 47 amino acids. The record is from RefSeq and is a predicted model, not a curated record. Lineage: Eukaryota; Euglenozoa; Kinetoplastea; Trypanosomatida; Trypanosomatidae. The transcript has a single exon.